Cucurbita maxima (winter squash) is the source of this 538-nucleotide messenger RNA. RefSeq lists its product as uncharacterized. The transcript has 2 exons. NCBI's taxonomy places the organism in Eukaryota, Viridiplantae, Streptophyta, Magnoliopsida, Cucurbitales, Cucurbitaceae. The coding region runs from base 119 to 373 and encodes 84 amino acids. The record is from RefSeq and is a predicted model, not a curated record.
AUAAAACAUUAAGAUGAAAUAAUAAAAAGAACAUUUUAAAAUUUAAACCUAUUUAUUUAUUAUCCCCGACGAAGAAGAAAAUUUGGAAAUCGGCCAUUAAACUGCAAAUUUCUGAUCGAUGAACCUUUCGAAGCUUCAACCAGUGACGAUGAGAACUUCAGAGCUUUCAACUCCAACCAAUCCAACGAAUGCUGCAGAAUGCAAGGACAGGCCCCUUAAACCGCCGUUCAGGCCUGCUAAAGAUGACACCAAACUUGUUCUCCAAGAUCCGAUACGAAGGUCAGAUCCAAUUGAGACAGAGGAAGCCGUGCUCCGACCACCUCCCUUCCAAUUCUCUGUUUCGAAAUCGAAGAACUCUUCUAAAAUGGGAUGAAAAUGAUGUUUUUUUUUUUUUUUUUACAUUCUGUCUGUUCUUGGUUCAUGAUGUGAUCACGUGGUGGAAUUUCGAACAAUUAAUGAAAAUAGAAAGUCCAGUUUUUUCUACUCGAGACCGAAUAGUAAUUCCACUAUCCAGUUGAAUCAAAUUUAGCUUCCAAGU